CCUGAACACGAGAGAUUCUGCAAAUGCUGGAAAUCCAGAGCAACACAUAUAGAAGUCAGGCAGCAUCUAUGGAAAGGAAGAAAGAGCCGACGUUUCGAGCCGAGGCCUUUCAUCAGGACUGACCUCAGGAUGCUAUUGAGUAUUCUCAACAUUUUCUAUUUUUUGCUAUAUAGUGAGUAGAAUGCCCCGUCCUGCUACCAAUGCACUGGCUGAUACUUUUGGAAAGGAGUUUGCAAACAUUCCGCAUAAACGGCUUGGAGUGUUUUGUCCCAGUCAGGAUACUGUAGUGACUGCCAUUUCCCCGCCUCCUGCCCAAUGGCGAUGACGUCAUCGAACAGAAUGUUUACAUUGUAGCCGAAACUCUCCGCGUUCGAUACAGUAUUUUGUUGGAUGGUUACACUGCUUCCUCGAGGUGUCCGUCCACGGCAAUUGCAACCUGGUUAAUUAGGGAGAUCUGGCUCAUCGGUGCGAGGAUGAACUGUAGAUCCCAGACUCUGGAGCUGACGGUAGAAGCCAGACAGAUCGAGGAGACGGUGCUGGCGGUCCUCCACACCGUGCUUCUCCAUAGGAGCUCGGGGAAAUUCCAUUACAAGAAGGAGGGCACCUACUCGAUCGGCACUGUGGGCACCGAAGAUGUCGACUGCGACUUCGUCGAUUGCACCUACGUGAGAGUGUCUUCGGACGAGCUGGACCGCACAUUGCGCAGAUCAGUAGGCGAGUUUAAGGAUGCUCUUCGUAACUCUGGCAGUGAUGGGAGCGGUCAGAUUUCCCUGGAAUUCUACCAGAAGAAGAAGUCACGCUGGCCGUUCUCUGAUGAGUGUAUCCCGUGGGAGAUGUGGACCUUCAAACUCAAUGUGGUGAACUUGGCUAAUGAGCAGGAGAGGCAAAUCUGCAGGGAGAAGGUGGGCGAGAAACUGGGCGAGAAGAUCAUCAACAUUAUAGAGGUGAUGAACAGACACGAGUACCUGCCCAAAAUGCCCACACAGUCGGAGGUGGACAAUGUCUUUGAUACGAGUUUAAGAGACGUUCAACCCUAUCUGUACAAAAUUACCUACCAGAUCACUGAUUCUCUUGGAACAUCUGUUAGUACCACCAUGAGGAGAUUGAUCAAGGACACCCUGGCUUUAUAACCUAGCAAAUAAUUAUCAGGAAACAUCCUGUUGCACUUUUUAAUUUACUUCCCUUAGCAGUUUGCUUUUGGUGUUUUAUUUCCUUCAGACAACUUUUAAGUGUCUGCCCAUUUUAAAAUCUCAUGGAAUGAGCUGUGCAAUAUCUUUCAAAUUUUUAUAUUGUUUGUGUUGCCCAGCAGAAAGGUGAUAAAUAUAUUUAUUUUGUUACAUGCUCAAAGAUGGUCAGAAAACUGUAUUAAGUUGCUGGAAAAGGCUCCAGAAAGGAGAAACACUGACUGUUCUUAACUGGUGAGAAUUUCCUCUCAGAUCCCUGGAAAACAUCUUGCAUAUAUAGACGAUGAAACAGCCAGUGACAUUAGUAGUGUCAUUCAGAGAAGAAAGCCUAUCUGGUAUUUGUUCAAUAGGUAACCAUUAAAAGAUGGUUGCUAGCAUCUGUGAAAUAGUGCCCUAGCAUUAGUUCCCCUCUCACGGAGAAAAUGGAAGAAGGGGUGACAGAGAGUGGUAAAGAGAAGCUAAAAGUUAUAGCAAUUAAAUUUAAAGUAUUAGUGUGCGUAUGGUAUUCUGAAGUGGAGUUUGGAAAUAAUGUUUUAAUUUUCAAAUAAUCUAUUGUGAUAAAACCAAAUAAACAGUAAGUCUAUUUGGAUUAUUUGUUUACUUGAGUGGUUAAAUUGUGGUUCUAGACAGGUCACCUGUGUUGACAGUGUACAGGUCUAGAGUCAUUUAUCACUGCAGCAAAACUUUUACACCAUUUAAUCUCAUAAAAGAAAUUGGGAAGGAAAUGCUGGGAAGAUGGCAUUUGUAAAGAGAGUAUCAAAGCCUUAGCACUGACACGGUCAAUGGACCUGGUUACGUGGGCAGGGUCAGUCAUUCUCUAUGUUAUCGUCAUGAAGGGCUUGUGCACUUCCUGUGUUAAUUUCAAUAAUUUGCAUUUAUACAGUGAAUAUAUCCAAUAAAUUACUUAAUGGCAUGAAUACAAAUUAGACAUAGUUUCCAUACUGGAAAGGUUAAUGAGCUGUUUCUUUUUCACAUACCAAGCUUUCUAAUAUGCAUAGAAACGCAGAGGCUCACUUACAGUGGAACUAAAUUUCUCUUUACAUGCUCUUGGGAGUACCUAAUCACUAGUCUCUGUCUAUGGCUUUGCGUAUUCAGAAAGGCCUACCGGUUCUUAUCCAGUUAAAGCUGCCCAGUCCAUGCAGCACAAAUUCACUGCUAGAGAUAAGACCAUAAGAUCUACUAUAACCCGCUAACAAGUAGGUUGGUUCAAUUUUGAGAGUCUAGGUAUCACUUUUCUGAUGUUGGAGAAGCAGGAUGUAGUUCCGAAAUUCAACUUACAAAUAUGCCAUCUUCAAACCAUCUCAACUCCAAAGAUGUCCCUCCUCCUUCCAACCUACUGGUGCAUCACUGGGCAUUUAACAAGCAUUAGGGUUUCAUAGGCAGCCAGAAGAAGCCAUCAGUAAAUUGAGAUUGAACAGCCAAUAUCUUGAAUUCUGUUAAACCUUGAUGUCCUUAUCUCUAAUUGAUAAACAAUCAUACCUCACUGGAAAUAUAUGUUGGAAGUUGCCAAAUUCUCAUACAUAACCUCCAGAUGUGGCUUAUCCAGCACCUUCUACUGAAGGUUGUAUUAAGGUGAUCAAUAGUCCAAAUUUAGUCAUGAGAUUGCUGUGUUGAGUUUUCUGACUUUCAGUUGAUUUGCAACCAGGUGUGUUACAGUUGAUCUAGAGCAGGGGUUCCCAACUUGGGGUCCACGGACCUCUUGCUUAAUGGUUCAUGGCAUAAAGAAGGUUGGGAACUCCUGGUCUAGAGCCUUGUGGCACAACAAACACCUUUGAGUGUUAUCCAGUAUCUCUUGCUACACAGUGCAGGUUUGCUGAUAAGCAGGCUGCCACUAUGCCAAUUUUGCAGUCAAAAGGCUUACUGUGGGCAGUUGCAUGAUUUGGAUGUUGCUGAAUUGUAACACUAGAAGAAGCCAGUGCCUUCAGAAAAGGAAUGAAGGGAAAAGUGAGUGCAGAGUGGUAAGCUAUGCUUAAAUCUUUAAAGAUUAAAUUAUGAAUAUUCUUGCAGAAGUUAACAACUUCACCAAGACAGACAUACACGAGACAAGUGAUGUUAAUUGUAAGAUUUAGCUAUAAAUGUUAUGUGAGAUGUUUAAAUAGGAUUUGUACAGCACAACGAUGA
This is a messenger RNA of Mobula hypostoma (lesser devil ray), 3305 nucleotides long. It is a transcript of the gene atg101, whose product is annotated as autophagy related 101. Gene Ontology annotation, cellular component: phagophore assembly site. The record is from RefSeq and is a predicted model, not a curated record. The transcript is spliced from 2 exons. NCBI's taxonomy places the organism in Eukaryota, Metazoa, Chordata, Chondrichthyes, Myliobatiformes, Myliobatidae. The coding region runs from base 474 to 1130 and encodes 218 amino acids. Gene Ontology annotation, biological process: autophagy; autophagosome assembly.